Messenger RNA from Penicillium argentinense, 1227 nucleotides. RefSeq lists its product as uncharacterized. Lineage: Eukaryota; Fungi; Ascomycota; Eurotiomycetes; Eurotiales; Aspergillaceae. The record is from RefSeq and is a predicted model, not a curated record. The coding region runs from base 1 to 1227 and encodes 408 amino acids. The transcript has a single exon.
AUGCCUCCAGUCCCUCCGACAGGCGACGAGCAUCUCAAACUCGAAGUGGCCGCGCCCCCGGGCUGGUCGUUCGUCGCGGGGGACACCAUCAUCGGAAGCAUCGUGCGCCACGCACCGAUUAGAUCGCCAGAUGCCAAAGUCUCUCUGGCGCUGGUCGGCCGGGCACGAAUUAAUCCCGAGCUGGAUGACUUCUCCGAAUUCCGCUCACAUACUUGCUACCUCCUCUACCGUGUGCAAGAUGCGCUGUUUCGCGGUCCCCUCCAUCACGCUCAAGACAGCGAAGAGGCCCUGAAUUGGCAGUUUUCGAUGCAGAUACCCAGUGAGCCUGAUCAAACGGUCAUCAAGGAGCAUUCUGGGUCGGAAAGCUUUAUUCCAUUAGAUGAUCCUUGGCAUCCUGGACAUCAUACUUUUCCAGGGUCGUUCUUUUCGUCUCGCAAACAUCUUGCUUUCCGCACGGAAGGCUUCAUCGAGUAUUAUCUCCGCGCGCGGCUCGAAUGUAUCUUUGGGGGCUCCAAGAGGACUAUGGAUGCGACGUGGCCGAUCAUAAUGCGGCACCCGGUAGAUGAAUCGGUGAACCUUCAGACGCUGAGGCAGAUUUCUGCUAUGAGACGGAUCAAGAGCUGGUCUCUGGUCCCAGGAAUGAAAGACCCCAAAAAGACCAUUCGGUGGUCGCGUACUCCGGAGUUCUACUUCCGAGUAAAGAUGUCCUACCCCGAAGCUGCCCAGAUUGAUAAUCCCCAGACGAUCCCGGUGAUACUGGAGAUUGUACCAGACCUAGAAACCAGUGCACCCUUGAAGGGGACUCUCCCCAGAAUCCAGGUGAACUGGGUGAGUAUGGUGCUCCUCAGCAGCUGCCACCUCGCCCGCGAAAGGCCAAGUGCUCUUCCUGGUAUGCGUGCGCACCGGAAUGAGGUCCAUGAGUGGCAAUAUGAUUUCGGUCUUGAUCGUCUUUUCAAAGUCUUUGACACCCCCUUGGUUCUAUCGACCGACGAAAAGGGAUAUAAGCCAUUCAAUAUGGGGCGAAUGUUUCAACUUGCUCUUCGCUCGGAUGGUCUUGUGGCCGGAACACGCUUGCUAGCUCACCCGGCCACGGGGAUUCAUCCUGAUUUUGCUUCCCAUGAUAUCAAACAUUGUAAUAGGGUGCAGUGGACUGUAUCCUUGACUGUCGCGGGUGAAGCAGAAGAAGUGACAGGAAGCGGGCCAUUGAAGCUCAUAGCACCGGCCUGA